GAAAUGAACAGAUACCUGUAGGCUUGCUGGAUAUCCACGUUUCUUUGAUACCAUCAGUUGAUUCCUGUCUACCUGGCUCUGCUGUCUCCACAUAUCUUGAGAAAGUCAACACUUGCUUUGGAGAGAGACGUCGGCUUUUCAUUAGUUAUGCUCGACAGUGGUGGAGAGAAUACACAGAGGCUGGGACAAACUUUGCAUCAAGACCUGUCAGGAUAUUUGCCAUGGAUGAAAAUGGUAGAAAUAGAUUUGUAUGCGAGUAUGUGCGUCAGUUAGAGGCAGGACAUGCUCUUAGAUCCCCGGAAGAAGCAGCCCGUUGGGUUAGUAUUAUUCCAACCAAACCUGUACACCAAAUGCCUGCAGAUCGCAGUAGUCACUGGUACACUCUUCCUGUAUCUGUCAUGGCACAAAGUUUGAAUGUGGAAAGCAAAUGUAGUUUACUUUGUAGUCUCCUUCUUGGGUUUGGUUUGGAUGCCUGGGUGUGUGUUGGUACAUUCAGUUCAGGUGUACAACACACCUGGGUCAUGACCCGUGGACCAUAUACUGCUAUUACUUUCUGGGAGUCCUCAACAGGAUGCCGUUAUGUCUACAAGUUAGGUCAGAAAGCUGGCCAUGAUUACGGGACUGUAGGGAGCAUCUUUAACCAUGAACACUUCUAUGCUUCUGUUCAG
Molecule: messenger RNA, 668 nt
Organism: Penaeus vannamei (Pacific white shrimp)
Lineage: Eukaryota; Metazoa; Arthropoda; Malacostraca; Decapoda; Penaeidae
Source: RefSeq, a predicted model, not a curated record